UAGUAUUUUUUUUUUGUCCCAGAGUCUGCUGAUAGAUAGAUCGUUGCGUCAGUAAGAUUUCCUAGUAAAUCCUCUAAAUACAGAAGUAAGGAAGGUCAACUCAGAGAUAUUAUUUCCACUGACCGAUAGCAAAACGACCACUAGCGAGAAAUGCAUCAGCUAGUGGUGGACCUCUAGCGGCCAGCGUAGGUGUGCUCCCACAAAGAGAAAACCGUUUGCCAACGAGUCAUGAAUGCCAUGAUUUGCACGUGCGAGUGUAGGAAACGAUUUUAUUAUGUAGUUUUAUAGGUAAAAGGAAAUGCUUUCGCACAUUCAAAAUUGCAGUCAGUUCAGUGGAAUUCAAUGUUUUCGCUUGGACGCCUGUGCUUUUUCAAGAGGAAUUUUAAUUAAUGUGUUAUAAUGUCCACAUUGAAAUUGAGUAUGCAAGACAAAAAGGAUUUGGACAAGUUUACUAGAUUUUUGGCAUUGAAGGCUGCGCAAAUAAUUAUACAGUCGAGGUCAGGUGAAAAGGUCAGCACAAAGUGCAAGCCAUAUUCAUCUGGAACAGAUUGGUUCAACCUUGCUGUUCAUGAAGUUCCAGAAGUUUUGAAUGAAACAAAAAGACUACUAAUUGGAGAGAUAGUAAAUUCUACAAUACCUCUGUGCAUUGAAAUCUCGUUAAAAACUGUUGACAAUGAAUUAAUGGUUUUGGAAGCAUGGAGUUUAGGUAUAUUACCAGAGCAAAGCGAUCCUACUAUGAGAGUAACAUAUACAAUAUAUAAUCGAAUGGGUAUUUUACUAAAAUCGUUACUGUCUGUAUCGAGAAUUACUCCAGCUUAUAAAUUGAGUAGGAGGCAAGGCCCAGAUUCGUUUAUUAUUUGUUAUAAAAUUUAUAUGGGAGAACCUCACUUACAUUCACUAGGUGAUAAUUAUAAACACGUUAGGGUUGGUCAGUUGUGUACACCAGUAGGGACAAUUCAUUUGUCAGUAUCGUAUAGGACAAAAAUGACUAUAUCCCCAACUCAUACAGGUCGGGAUUCAAUAAUGUUGAAAAGUGAUCAUUUUCAUUCUGACCUAAGUCCUCGCCAUGCUAGGUAUCAGCAAAGCGAGGAAACGUCAAAAUCGCUUAGUGAUACCAUCAAAGUUGGAGCAUUUGUAGUCAAUAAGCCUGUUAUUGUUAAUGAAGAGGACUUUGUUAUACCAGAUGUACCUUUUAGUUCUUUACUAACUCCUAGACAAACUUCACCUCCUCCAGCCUCGGCAGCUGAGACUACAAGUACAAAGACUGCAUCGACAAUUAUUGCCGCAGAUAGCAGUAAUGGAAACAGUGAAAGACUUACGAACGAUAACACAACGUCGAAGUGCAACUCUCAAAACGGAUCAAGAAGGAGUAGUUGCUCGAUGACAAGUGCCAACGAUGAUUUUAUUAUGGUAGAUUUGAAAACUCCGUUUGCAAUAACAAACACCAAUAGCGAUUUAGGGGCGUUUUAUCGUGAAUGUCAAAGUGCACCGCAGCUUCAAGCUUUUAUGGAAGAACGAACACUCGCAGAACAGGUCGGAGACCUUACGAAACAGUUGGAAACAUUUGAAACGAAUAUGCGGCGGUAUGAGGAUAUUCUAUCGUCAUUAUGUCAAACAGAAAAUAAUAACUAAUGUCAAAAUCAAUGCAAUAUUAGGUGCUUCAACGAAAAACCAGCAUAUAGUAUCUUGUCAUAGAUUUAUGCGAUUUUCAUUAUAUGUAUCACGAUAUUUCAGCAAAAGCAUUUUUUUUAGCAAAAUGCUGUCACUGCUUGUGAUCACUUAUAAAUAAAUUCAAUUUGACAGUUUAA
Molecule: messenger RNA, 1808 nt
Organism: Frieseomelitta varia
Lineage: Eukaryota; Metazoa; Arthropoda; Insecta; Hymenoptera; Apidae
Gene: Atg13
Product: autophagy-related protein 13
Exons: 5
Coding region: 400-1632 (410 amino acids)
Biological process (GO): piecemeal microautophagy of the nucleus; autophagosome assembly; mitophagy
Cellular component (GO): cytosol; extrinsic component of membrane; phagophore assembly site
Source: RefSeq, a predicted model, not a curated record